Frieseomelitta varia is the source of this 904-nucleotide messenger RNA. RefSeq names its product cGMP-dependent protein kinase 1-like. The transcript has 2 exons. The record is from RefSeq and is a predicted model, not a curated record. The coding region runs from base 167 to 889 and encodes 240 amino acids. Lineage: Eukaryota; Metazoa; Arthropoda; Insecta; Hymenoptera; Apidae.
AAUCGUGGAAGUUCGUGAAGGGAGACGGUGGAAGUUGUGGUCCUCCGGCAUUGGAGAGCGCGGAAUUGUGGAGUAGAGCGAGCCGACGACGCACCGUUCGGGUCGUGUGCUCCUCGUCGCGGCUUCUUAUUCUCUCCUCUUCGCGGCAGUUUCGUUUGCGGGUUGAAUGGACGAGGGUACCAAGUGCAGAGUGCCGAUCGGCGACGCCUGCGUGUCUAUGCGCGUGUGCUUCGACUCCUUGUGCUUCUCGUCGACGCAGCAGCGGCUCGCCGACGAGGAGGACGCCUCCCAUCUGCCGACGCACGGCGCUGUGGCCGUGGUCGCGGCAGCCGGCCAGAGGGCCAUUUCAAACGUCACCGGAGCGACCACGAUCACAGCCAUGGGUACCCUUCGCGAGCUACAGGAAUUGCUGCGCGUCAAGGACGAGAAGAUCGCCGAACUCGAGGCGCUCCUCUGUCGCCGCGACGCCGAGAUACAAGAGCUACGGAGCCAUCUCGACAAGUUUCUCAGCGUGCUCCCCUUUAAGUCACCUUUGACGCCGACGAAACCGAGGCCCAGGAAGCAAAGGGCGCAGGGUAUCUCCGCGGAACCACCGCUUCAGGAGCUCGCCACGCUGACAAUCGUCGACAAGAGCGACAGAUCUCGCGAACUAAUCAAAGCAGCCAUUUUGGACAAUGACUUCAUGAAGAAUCUGGAGCUAACGCAAAUCCGGGAGAUCGUGGAUUGCAUGUAUCCUGUUACUUUCUCGGCAGGUUCAAUCAUCAUACGCGAAGGAGAUGUUGGGUCCAUUGUAUAUGUCAUGGAGGGUGAGUCGCACAUUUUUUUUUUUUUUGUUAUGCAUGUAAUAAUUGUACUUUCAUUUGCACGGUGUUCCUGUUUCGAAAUGUAAGAAUUUUAAAGAAAU